UUUUCUCUACAUUACUGGGAGUAAGGGGGCGGUUAACUGAUCUUGGUCGUCACAUCUAAACUGGUUGGAUACAACCAGUCUUCUACUUGAGGGCAUAGAUCUAAAAAGUGAUGUCGACCCAUCCUUUGAACUUCAGCAGUAGGCAAAUGAUAUCGCUUGUGUAAAUCUGAAUUUCCAGAUGCUGAGUUUAUUUGGGCCGUUAGGACGUGUUCGGUGCUCCUUUCUAACCCUUUAUCGUAGAUGCAGAAGAUCUUCAUAACUGUCUGCACAGUCCUGUGCGUGUGUGUGUGUGUGUUUUUUUUUUCUUUUUUGAGCUCUGGUUUACAGUCUAUUUCCCAACCCUGACUGUCUGUGAAGAAAAGAAGAAGUCAGCAAUGGCAUGGAAGUGAAGGCUGAGCCAUCUCAGUUGCCCAGUUCCCUACCGAGCACCUGACCAGAGCAGACGUCUCACAGCACUCUUGUCUCCAGAGCAAAGGGCAGGAUGUUCCACCUGCUGCUCAUCUUGAGUGCGCUGUCCAGUGCAUGCCAAGGUCGGAGCCCUCCUGUGAUCAGACUGAAGUCAGACGUCUUGGAAAGCGAUGAGGUCGUCUUGAAACAGGGCACAGAGAUGAUUCUGAGAUGUGAGGGGGAUAGCGAUGUCAUGUGGCAUCUCCGGCUGGCAAAAUUAAAGAAAUUUAUCAAAUCCUCGGGAAACAGCACCAUCUUCAAAACAGACUUUCUCACUGUAGAGUUCACAGGCACAUACAAAUGUGCUUAUAAAAAUCAGCCAGACCUCUACUCUUCAGUUCACAUCUAUGUGAAAGACCCACGCUGCCUGUUCACGGCCGUCAGCACCUUCAGACCUUUGAAGAAAGAAGGUGAGGACUGUCUGCUGCCUUGCCUACUAACAGACCCCAGUGCCGCCGACUUCUCACUCCGCAUGGUCAACAGCUCCGCACUGCCCGCUGGAAUGAAUUAUACAACUGACCCGAGGAAGGGGAUCACCAUCCGGGACCUCCGCUCCAGCUACAACGCGGACUAUGUUUGCUCUGCCAAGAUCAAUGGGGUGGAGAUGGUCUCCAGAGUGUUCUCCAUCAAUGUCAUUCUAAGGUUGCGCUUCCCACCUUACGUGUUCUUGAACUCAACUGAGUACAUACGCCUUGUGGGAGAGGAAUUGCGGAUAUCCUGUAAAACCCACAACCCAAACUUCAAUUACAAUGUCACGUGGAUCCAUACCUCCAGCAAUAAUGUAACCAGAGAGGAGGACGUACGUUCAGAUCUCUUAGAUGGUAGUCGACUUAACAUCAAGAGCAUUUUGACGAUUCGAGCAGUGACUCUUUCCGACACAGGGAAUUACACCUGCAUCGGAGUCAAUGAGGCAGGGAUCAACAGCUCCACCACCUACUUGAAGGUUAUAGAAAAACCAUACGUAAAGCUUUCACCAAAACUGCCGCCAACACUUGAUCACGAUGGACUCUCCGUGAAAGUCUACGAAGGGAUGGACCUGGAGCUCGGGGUUUACCUUGAAGCAUACCCCACUAUCACGUUUCAUGAGUGGGAGAUUCCGUCAUCUCACAACUCCACCUCACUGGCUAAAACUUUUAACGAAUAUAACUAUAGAUACGAUUUCACCCUGAUUCUAAAGAGGAUGACCGCCAAGGAGCAAGGCCUGUAUACCUUUCGCGCUAGAAAUGCUGGUGUCAACGCUUCCCUCACUUUCAGAGUGCAGACUUACCAGAAGCCUGUCGCCACAGUAAAGAGGAACAAUGCCACCACUCUGACCUGCACUGUGAUAGGGUUCCCAGCUCCUCAAAUACAGUGGUACCAAUGUUCUGGAAUAAGGUCCACGUGCAGUGAGAAUGCCACAAACAACCUGAAGAUUCUGCCUGCACAGACUGUAAAUGUGAAGAGGGAGGAUUUUGGGCCGGUGGAGGUGGACAGCGUGCUGACAGUGGAUCCUGCUAGCCAAAGGGAAACAUUAGAGUGUGUGGCCAAAAACCUAGCAGGAGAAGGCAAAGUCACAGUGGCUAUGGACGUAUCCCAAAACAAACUGUUCGUUCCAACAGUGACUGGGUCUGCAGUCCUAGCAGCCGUCCUCCUUCUUCUCUUGCUCAUACUUCUCUACAAAUACAAGCAGAAGCCUAGGUAUGAAAUACGCUGGAAGAUUAUUGAGGCCAGCAAUGGGAACAACUACACAUUUAUUGACCCUACGCAGCUUCCAUACAAUGAAAAGUGGGAGUUCCCCAGGGAUAAGCUGCGACUAGGGAAAGUUCUAGGGGCUGGAGCUUUUGGGAAAGUGGUUGAGGCCACUGCAUACGGUUUGGGAGAGGAAGACAAUGUUACACGUGUUGCUGUGAAGAUGCUCAAGCCAAGUGCCCACUCUGAUGAAAAAGAAGCCCUGAUAUCUGAGCUGAAGAUCCUGAGUCACCUGGGCAACCACAAGAACAUUGUGAACCUACUGGGUGCCUGCACUCAUGGAGGUCCAGUUCUUGUGAUUACCGAGUAUUGCAAACACGGUGACCUGCUAAACUUCUUGCGAAAUAAGGCCGAGACCUUCCUGAACUUUGUAAUGAGUGUGCCAGGAUUCCUGGAGGGAACCAGUGACUACAAGAAUGUGUGCAUUGAGAAGAAGUACAUCAGGAGUGACAGUGGAAUUUCAAGUUCUUGCUCUGACAGCUACCUGGAGAUGAAGCCCUCUGGCAUGCUUCCUACCAGCUCUCAGCAAAGUUCCUCCUGUGAGGAGGCAAAUGAGGACACAUGGCCGUUGGAUAUGGAUGACCUCCUGAGGUUCUCCUACCAGGUGGCUCAAGGGCUUGACUUCCUUGCAUCAAGAAAUUGCAUCCACAGGGAUGUGGCUGCCAGGAACGUGCUCCUGACUGAUGGUCGCAUAGCCAAGAUCUGUGACUUUGGCCUGGCUCGAGACAUCAUGAACGACUCCAACUAUGUGGUGAAGGGAAAUGCCCGUCUUCCUGUGAAGUGGAUGGCACCAGAGAGCAUCUUUGACUGUGUGUACACAGUGCAGAGUGACGUCUGGUCUUACGGGAUCUUAUUGUGGGAGAUCUUCUCUUUGGGCAAGAGUCCAUAUCCCAGCAUUUUGGUGGACAGCAAAUUCUACAAGAUGAUCAAAUGUGGCUACCAGAUGUCCAGACCAGAUUUUGCCCCUCCAGAGAUGUACACAAUCAUGAAGAUCUGCUGGAACCUGGACCCAACGAAGAGACCCACCUUCAGCAAGAUCAGCCAGCUCAUCGAGAGGUUACUUGGUGAGCAGCCAGAGCAGACUUACCAAAAUGUGCAGCAGGAUGCGCCCGAUGAGCAAGCCAGUGAAUCAUUUGACACGCCCAAGUGCUGCGAGGAGUCCUGUGACCAAGCUUGUGAUCACGAGGAAGAGGAGCACCCACUGAUAAAGACCAACAACUACCAGUUCUGCUGAAACGCUGUCAGUGUAGACCCAGCUGGCUCGGUUUGAAUGGCAGAAAUCACUAUAAACUCGCUACCCAGUUAAUCAAACCAAAUUGAUUGGCAUUGCGCUGUUAGCCAUUCUGUUUUGGAGAAGUGCUGUGGGAGGUACAAUCACACUUUUGCAGAUAUCAGAUCAUUGAUGAAUCUUCUCUCUAAGCCACUCCAUUUCUUCAUUGUGAUGUGACAAAGUGAUGGCGAUCAAACAGAAACAAGAUAAGAGAAAUUUAUCAUGGUGCAAAUUCAUGAUUUCACUUAAUGCCCAUGGCGGUCUUUUGCAAUUAUAGACAUUGUUUUAAUUAAAUUCCUUUUAUAGGUUUUCUUCUUUGGUCGCACGGAAUGAAUUCUGAAAUGUUUUCAGUAUUGUCCUUCUAUCUACGAUGGGUUCAGUUUCAUUUUAUCUGUAAUCAUGAUCCUGGGGUGAAAAAAUGUUAUUUUCACUAAAUCGUCAGAGUCAGCAUCUUUCUUUGGGGAACUGAAAGCACCUAGCUGUGCAGUCAGAUAAGCGCAACAUGAUGCCUCGAACCCUGAGAACAUACAUGUUGAAUUUGUCCUCAACGCAGUCAUCUUGUCACAUCCGUUCAAAGUUCUCACUAUGCGCACAUGAGGUGAAUGACCUGGAGGUCUUGAGUCUGUAGGAAAUGUCAUAAACCAUUAGACAUUGACGUCGCUGGAAGUUUGUAGAUAACAUUUCUGCCAGAGACGCAUAUUUUGCCCAGAGCUGUUACAUCUGAUGUGCAAAAGAAAUAAAGAAAAAUCUAAAGCCUGAAAAAGAUAAUUUCUCCAGCAAAAAAUUCAGCAUAAAAUACAUUUUAUAAGAUUAAAAAAAAUAAAAAUUAUAAUAAUAAUAAUGAGAAAGAUUAGCAAAUAAUCAGCUCUUAUUUUAUGCAAACAUAUAUUCCUCCUUCUUCUCUUAUUGCAUGCAGAAUGCUAACUGUGACUGUCAUUAUCAUGGUAAUGUUGUAAUUUACUAUAUAAGUAGCAUUCAGCAUAUACUGCCUAUAACACAGAUAUACACUUAAACUUGUAUGGGAAAUAAUUUUGUCAAAGACAAACUUGCAAUUUCCCCUCACUUCUGUCCUCAUUGUGAAUCUCAGUGAUCAGCAAUUUUUUUUUUUAAGUGUAUGGAAUAAUGCUAUUGUUUGAUACCAUUUUACUUUCAGCAUAGCUGCUUUUUGUCUGAUGAACUUUUGUAGCAUUUUUAACUUUGAAUAACGUGGAGAAUUCCCAAUCAGAAAAAUGUCAUUUAUGUCCUAGAAUUACACUGUAUGAGGGUUUUUCUCUGGUCUCUGUGUACACUUACGUGUUGGGCCUGAUCUAAUAUGCUAGUGAGCACAGACGUGACCGAAAGGGACAGGGGACCUUGUCCCUGUUGUGUUCAAGCAAGUUCACUAUGGUAUAUGCAUAUAACUCCACUCAACGCUACUUUUAAUAUGUUUUAGUUUCCCAACAUCAGACAAGUUCUCACACCAUUGCAAGUAAGAGGUGCUGGAUAUUACUCUGAUACUUUGCUUUGUGCACAAAUGUUUUGUGUUUUUCAGCAUAGCAGGUCAUAGAUAACACUGUGGCUGAACAGAAUGCUUUCUUGUGUUAGUGAUAAAUGUGAUAGUGACGUGCUUUAUAUAUGGUUGUCCUUUAUUUUUACAAAAAUGCAGUUUAUUAUGCAAAAAUAAUCACGAUAUAGAAAAUUCUCUCUGACCUUUUUCAAUGUACUUCAAUUGCAUUUUUACACUGGGAAACCUGAGUGUCAAACCGCAGUCCACGUAAACGAGUUCUGUCUUUUUCAGGAUGUGUCCGAAUAUCUGAAACUCCAGGUGCAGUUUCUCAGUAUUCAAACAAUGACUUCAGAAAAGCAGCUAAGAGGAGGGGAUUGAGCAGAUAUCCCUGCUUGAAAAAGUUCAUUCUUAACCACAUAUGGAUAAUUUACAUGUAUUAUCAGGGCAUUCUGAAUAACCAAAUUCCUUAAUUUCAUCCCAACUGUGAUAUAAUUCUUGUUACUUUGCAUACCAGCAUGUCAUAAAACAAAUAAACCAGUU
Molecule: messenger RNA, 5471 nt
Organism: Scleropages formosus (Asian bonytongue)
Lineage: Eukaryota; Metazoa; Chordata; Actinopteri; Osteoglossiformes; Osteoglossidae
Gene: csf1ra
Product: colony stimulating factor 1 receptor, a
Exons: 21
Coding region: 482-3409 (975 amino acids)
Biological process (GO): regulation of MAPK cascade; positive regulation of kinase activity; osteoclast differentiation
Cellular component (GO): plasma membrane; CSF1-CSF1R complex; signaling receptor complex
Molecular function (GO): ATP binding; growth factor binding; cytokine binding
Source: RefSeq, a predicted model, not a curated record